Molecule: messenger RNA, 792 nt
Organism: Oryza brachyantha (malo sina)
Lineage: Eukaryota; Viridiplantae; Streptophyta; Magnoliopsida; Poales; Poaceae
Product: ethylene-responsive transcription factor ERF034-like
Exons: 1
Coding region: 1-792 (263 amino acids)
Biological process (GO): regulation of DNA-templated transcription
Molecular function (GO): DNA binding; DNA-binding transcription factor activity
Source: RefSeq, a predicted model, not a curated record
AUGGAGCAAGAGCAAGUGCUGUUCCAGGAGUCCAAUUGCCGCACCUGCAGCAGCAGCAGCAACGACGCGAGCGCGAGCUCGGCCAGCUCGCUCAACGCGUCGUCGCUGAGCUCCGUGGACUCCGGGAGCGCGAGCGCGGCCAGCUCGCUCAACGCGUCGUCGCUGAGCUCCGUGGACUCCGGGAGCGCGAGCGCCAGCGCCGGGGGCAAGAAGCGGCGUGCGCAUGCGGAGCUGAGGCACCCGACGUACCGCGGCGUGCGCAUGCGGAGCUGGGGGAAGUGGGUGUCCGAAAUCCGGGAGCCGCGCAAGAAGUCGCGCAUCUGGCUCGGCACGUUCGACACCGCCGAGAUGGCCGCGCGCGCGCACGACGUCGCGGCGCUCGCCAUCAAGGGGCGCGCCGCGCACCUCAACUUUCCCGAGCUGGCGGGCGAGCUCCCGUGCGCCGCCUCGAAGGCGCCCAAGGACGUGCAGGCCGCCGCCGCGCUCGCCGCGGCAACGGCUUCGCCUGCGCCCACGCCAUGCCACGUUGACGACGACGACGACGCCGCCGCAACCGAAGGCGAACGCGAACCGGCGGAGCCUGAGCAGACGGCGGCGCGAGCUUGCAUCGUCGAGAAUGGGACGCUGCAGCAGGACGGUGGCAUUGGAUUAGACUACGCGUAUUUCACCAUGCCAGAUACACUUCUAGAGUUCGGUUUCACGUUGCCGCCGCCGUCUUUUUGUGGUUCGCCGUGGGAUGACGCUGCCGACGAUAUCUUCUUCGGCGAACCGCUGGUGCUCUGGGAACACUGA